AGUUUUGCACUCACCACAAACACACAGCGAAAAAAGAGCUACACUGAGAUGGCAGAAACUGCAGUGUCCUUGGCUCGUGAGCAUUUGCUUCCAAAAAUUGUGGAAGCUGUGAAAAUGCUUAGAGAUCUCCCAAAAGAAGUUGCAGACAUUACAGAAGAACUGGAGAGCUUUCAAGAUUUCAUAAAUGAUGCAGAUCAAGUGGCUGAAGCUGAAGAAGAUGAUGGUAGGCGUGAUAGAAUCAAAAAAAGGGUGAUGCGGUUGAGAGAAGCAGCUUUCCGCAUAGAAGAUAUCAUCGACAAAUUCUCGAUUCAUGACGAAAACAAUCCUCACGAUCCUCGAUGUGCAGCUUUACUCUGUGAGGCUGUUGAGUUCAUCAAAACUCGGAUCCUUCAACUUCAAGUAGCAUAUAAGAUUCAGGAUGUGAAAUCACUUGUUUGUGCUGAAAGAGAUGGCUUCCAAAAGCAAUUUCCUUUACCAACAAAACCGAGUGGUUCUAGAGGAAAUCAGAAUGUCACAUGGCACAAGCUUCGAAUGGAUCCUCUAUUUAUUGAGCAAGAUGAGGUUGUGGGCUUUGAGAGUCCAAGACGUACGUUGAACAAUUGGUUGAUAGAGGGACGAGAAGAGCGCACUGUCAUCUCUGUUGUUGGUUUGGCAGGAGUUGGAAAAACCACUCUUGCUAAGCAAGUUUUUGACAAUGUCCAUAACCACUUCGAGUGCCAUGCAUUGAUCACAGUGUCUCAAUCCUACACUGUAGAAGGACUCCUCAGGGAUAUGUUGCACCAGUUUUGUAAAGAAAAGAUGGAGAAUCAUCCUGCAGAUGUUUCUACCAUGGAUCGAAGAUCGUUGAUUGAAGAAGUCAGAAAGCAGUUGCGCAACAAGAGGUAUGUUGUCAUGUUUGAUGACGUGUGGAAUGAAAAAUUUUGGGAUGAUGUUGAAUCUGCUGUAAUUGAUAAUAAAAAUAAAAGUAGAAUAUUAAUUACAACCAGAUAUGAGAAGGUUGCAGACUUCUGUAAGAAAUCUUCUUUUAUUGAAGUGCAUAAGCUAGAAGAACCUUUAAGUGAAGAAGAAUGUUUCAGAUUGUUCUGUAACAAGGCAUUUAAGUAUGGUUCUGAUGGACGUUGUCCAGAAGAACUUAAAGAUAUUACUCUUGAAAUUGUUAGAAAGUGUAAAGGUUUACUUCUAGCAAUUGUGGCCAUUGGUGGUCUUUUAUCUCAGAAAGAUUUUUGUGCACAUGAACGGAUAUUGUUUAGUCAAAAUCUAAGUUUAGAGUUGGAGAGGAAUUCUGAGUUAAACAGUAUAAAAAAGAUUUGAAGUUUAAGUUACUAUGAUUUUCCAUACAUUCUCAGAUCAUGUUUAUUGUAUUUUGGAAUGUAUCCAGAAGAUUAUGAAGUUAAAUCUAGUAGAUUGAUUAGGCAAUGGGUAUAGGUGAAGGGUUUGUCAAAUGUGAAACCGGAAAAACUUUGGAAGAAGUUGGGCAACAAGAGUUAUCAAGGUUGAUCCGUAGAAGUUUGGUACAAGUAUCUUCAUUUAGCAUUGAUGGCAAAGUUAAAGGAUGUCGUGUUCAUGACUUAAUACAUGACAUGAUCCUUAGAAAAGCUAAGGAAACAAGGUUUUGUCAGUAUUUUGGUGAGCAUAAUGAAUCAGUGUCAAGUGGGAUAGUUAGACGUUUAAUAAUAACAAUGGAUUCCAAUGAUUUAGUUGGAAUUGAAAGAUCACACAUUCGAUAAAUUCUAAUUUUCACAAAGAAACUGUUAUCCGAACAUUUCAUGGGCGAAAUCCUUGCAAAAUACAUGCCGCUGAAGGUACUUGAUUUUGAAGAUUUAUUUAUGUUUCCUAAUUUUAACAAUGUUUGAUCAUUAAAUUUUCUUGAAGCUUAUUUAGGGAAUUUAAUUAACUUGAAGUAUGUAAGCUUCCGGAAUUCUAUGAUAGAAAGUCUUCCAAAAUCCAUCGGUAAGCUCAAGAACUUGGAGUUCUUGGAUUUACGAGGAACAAUGGUGUUUCACAUACCAAAGGAAAUUAGUAAGAUUAGAAAACUAUGUCAUCUUUUGGGUGAUAAAAUAUCUUUUGUUGCAACGAAAGAGCGUCUUGGAAGCAUGACAUUCCUCGAAAAGAUACGCUACUCAAAGUAGAUCACAACGGAGAGGUACAACUACAAGUUCUGAAUAUUAAGGAUAUGCCAUCUGUGUUUGAGGAUAGCAUUGCUGAGUAUGGAGGACAAGAUCAUUGGAUGAUCAGGCAUGUGCCACGUGUACAAUUUAAGUACUCUUAUUUUGAAAUUGUGGGGAGAAGUAUGCUUAUUGACCCAAGUCCGCUUACCAGUCCGAAUAACCAGCAGUACGGGUGGUUACAGGUCCAAUUUUUUAGGUCUCCCAAAUUCAUGGCCUUAGUCCGCAAUUUCUAUUGAGUAGCCCAUU
Messenger RNA from Cajanus cajan (pigeon pea), 2414 nucleotides. The record is from RefSeq and is a predicted model, not a curated record. NCBI's taxonomy places the organism in Eukaryota, Viridiplantae, Streptophyta, Magnoliopsida, Fabales, Fabaceae.